AUGAGAACUAAAACUGAGGGCAAACCCCAAUCCUACAGUAUUUAAACAAACUCCUGCAGUCCUUCAGUCAUAAUCUCACUGACCCAGACAUAACACAAGCACAGUUCAACGACAACAAGAAGACAAUGAAGACCACUGCAGCUUUUGUUCUUCUUGCCUGCCUGAUGGCUGUAGGGGUGAAAGGACAGAACAGGUCUUCAAAGGGCAGGUGCUUCUGUGCAGACAAAGGUGCAAACAUGGUUUUAGUGAAGAACAUUGAGAAGGUUGAAAUCAUCCCUCCAAGUCCAUCUUGUCACAAACAUGAGAUUAUUGUCACUCUGAAGAACGGAGCAGGACGGAAAUGCAUGAAUCCAGAGUCAAAAUUCACUCAAAAUGUCAUCAUAAAGGCUCUUGAAAAGAGGAGCCAGAAGACACACAGUACAACUGCUUCUGUGCCACUGAAGAGCACCAUGACGUCAUCAUCAGCGCCAACAUCCUUCAAAUGACUUCAUAGACUUCAGAUGAAUUAAUAUUCUGCCUCAUAAGUUGGAGUUCAAUUUAGAAAAAAAAUUAAAGCUAAAAAUAUUUCCUAUGUCUAAGCUGAUUAAAUUAUUUUUUUAUCUGACCACUGGGUUGUUUUCACAAAUGUGUCAUAUGUACAGUCUUUUUAUAAUUUGCUUUAUGAUUGUAUUUUUAUUGUCCACAAAGAUGUGUCAAAUAAAGCUUUUAUAUCUGUAAAAUAUGUCUUCUGACCUCUUUCAGAGUAGUUCUUGCAUUCUGACAUUCUGAGUGAAAAUGCAUAUAAUAAUCCAUUUACAAUAAGCAUUAAGAGGUGGUGGUGUUUUUUUGUUUGUUUGUUUUUUUUUAUAAAUACCCUAACUGUUUUCUAUGGGUAAAAUGCGUAAUGCAUUAAACGCACUGCAUUUGUGUUAUGGGCUUAUUUGUUUGUUAUUAUUUAUUAUUUGUUUGGGCUUUAUUAAUGAUGUGUUUUACUGAGUUUGGUCUUUUA
Molecule: messenger RNA, 988 nt
Organism: Onychostoma macrolepis
Lineage: Eukaryota; Metazoa; Chordata; Actinopteri; Cypriniformes; Cyprinidae
Product: C-X-C motif chemokine 11-6-like
Exons: 4
Coding region: 126-485 (119 amino acids)
Biological process (GO): antimicrobial humoral immune response mediated by antimicrobial peptide; chemokine-mediated signaling pathway; cellular response to lipopolysaccharide
Cellular component (GO): extracellular region
Molecular function (GO): CXCR chemokine receptor binding; chemokine activity
Source: RefSeq, a predicted model, not a curated record